CGCAGCCCGGCGCGCCGCGGGGCGGGCAGCGGCGCCCCGGGCGGGCGCUGAGCGGCUCCCGAGGCCGGGGCUCAGGGCGGGCUGCGGGCGGCCGGGCCGGAGGCGCCCGCGUCCCUUCGCAGCAUGUCGGGCGCGCGCUGCCAGACGCUGUACCCCUUCUCCGGGGAGCGGCACCGCCAGGGGCUCCGCUUCGCCGCGGGGGAGCUGAUCACGGUGCUGCAGGUGCCGGACGGCGGCUGGUGGGAAGGGCAGAAGGAGGACGGGCUGCGCGGCUGGUUCCCGGCGAGCUACGUGCAGCUGCUGGAGCAGAAACCCAGAAAGGCAACUCCUCAGCCAGGAGAAGAUGCUUUGAACUGCCAUCUUCCCCCCGGCUGGCAGAGCUAUAUGUCUCCCCAGGGCCGCAGAUACUACGUGAACACCUUCACGAAUGAGACAACCUGGGAGCGGCCAAGCAGCGUGCCUGGGACUCCAAAGAGCCCUGGGACACAGAAGAGCCCUGCAGUGAAUGGCUACCACAUCUCUGGGACCCCAGUACAUCAGCUGGACUCCAGUCAUAUGAGCCUCCGAAAAACCAGUGGGGACCCCCAGAGCCCGGGGUCCCCGGCCGCGCCGCGGAGGCAGAGCAAGGAGAGCAGCCUGACGAUAAACUGUGUGACCUUCCCCCACCCUGACGUAAUGCCAGAGCAGCAGUUGCUGAAACCUUCAGAAUGGAGCUACUGUGAUUAUUUCUGGGCUGAUAAGAAGGAUUCACAAGGGAACAAUACAGUAUCAGGAUUUGAAAUUCUUCUUCAAAAGCAACUUAAAGGGAAACAGAUGCAGAAAGAAAUGGCAGAGUUUGUUCGAGAAAGAAUAAAGAUUGAGGAAGAGUAUGCUAAGAACCUGUCCAAACUUUCUCAAAACUCCUUGGCUGCUCAAGAAGAAGGAACACUGGGAGAGGCUUGGGGUCAACUAAAGAAGAGUCUAGCUGAUGAAGCAGAGGUUCAUCUCAAAUUUUCUUCUAAGCUUCAGAGUGAGGUAGAGAAACCCCUGCUCAACUUUAGAGAGAACUUUAAGAAAGACAUGAAAAAGUGUGACCAUCAUAUUGCAGACUUACGGAAACAUCUGGCCAGCCGCUACGCAGCAGUCGAAAAGGCCCGGAAAGCCUUGACGGAGAGGCAGAAGGAUCUGGAAAUGAAAACUCAGCAACUAGAGGUGAAGCUCAGCAACAAGACAGAAGAAGAAAUUAAAAAGGCCAGAAGGAAGUCUACCCAGGCAGGAGAUGACCUGAUGCGCUGUGUGGAUCUUUACAAUCAAGCCCAGUCCAAGUGGUUUGAGGAAAUGGUGACCACCACUCUGGAGCUUGAGAGACUAGAAGUAGAAAGGGUGGAGAUGAUUCGGCAGCAUCUUUGCCAGUAUACACAGCUGCGGCAUGAGACAGACAUGUUCAACCAAAGCACAGUAGAGCUUGUGGAUCAGUUGCUUCGGAAAGUGGAUCCUGCCAAAGACAGAGAACUGUGGGUAAAAGAACACAAAACUGGAGAUAUCCGACCUGUGGACAUGGAAAUAUAGACUGAUCUAUAGUUAUAUGUGAUGGGUCCACUGAAUUAACCAGGCUAAUUUUUUUUUUUUUAAAAGAGUCAGAAGAGCACAGAGAGAAGGUUUUUCCACUACCAGACACCUUGUAAUUUAUGCCUGCACGGGCUAUCUCUGUAACAUUUAGUCAUUAAAAUGGUCCUCAUUGUGCUAAGCCUUAAGCACCAAACAUUCCAGGGUUAAGAAACCAGAUGUGUACUUCCCACCAGAGGUUCCCAAUUGCAUGCAGCUUCUAGAAGAAAUCUGCUUUCUGGUACAGAGAGCUCUGUUCUUCAGUGACUUUGUGCUACAACCCUUGCAUGAUUCUCUUUAUAUGGUAUGUUAGAACAACCAUGCAAUGAGCCUCUGGCUAGCAAGUAGAUAACCAUUUGAACAUGAUGCAGGAAGCAAGGAAGUCAUGAAUCUCGGGUCUGUCACUGACUGCUUACGUGGCCAUAGGCACAUCAAUUAACUUUUCUGGCUCACCAUCUAUAAUAAACACACUUCUCACAUCAGUGUUGUGAGGAUACAUUUAUUUCAUAUAAUACAGUUUCCCACGAUGACAGUGAAAAGAUGGCCCUUUUCCCAAAACAGAAAAUAAGGCAAAAAGCAACGGAGAAGACUGACGCCCUUCCAGUUUUAUACUCCCUCUCAGGGAUACAUAAACCCAUUAGCAUCAUCAUUUUUGUCCUAGGCCAAUAGAUAAUAAGGUUGAAAGUGUUAUCAGCAUUAUUUAUGGGAAAAGACUUGGUUGUGCUAUACCUACCUCAUUAGCUGUCUGAGUGCCCUCAAUGGCAGGAAGAGGUUAUUUACCACAAAAUAAAUGAGAUGUUCAAAACCUUUCCUGCUUAUGCAGGAUAUUUUCCCACAGUAUUUCCUUAAAGACAAUUUUCUUACAUUUUGUUUGGGAUCAAGGUUUAAAUUGGCCUUUGUUGGUUCCUUCAGGUGAAUAAUCACAGCCUUUAGAUGCCCUUAAUUACGAAGUCACUGCUAAGUUCUUGUCCAGCUAAACUGUGAGUUUUAAUCUUUUUAGAGCUUGAUUUUCAAAGGUGCCAUGUAUCCAUGAUUCUAGAUUGCUUCAAAUGUAGAUACAGGUGUCUUUUGCACAAUCAGCCUCUUAACCUCAGAGUUUUCCUUUGUUACCGUUGCUACAAACUACCAAAUAUUCACCACUGCUCUUGGCUCAUAAUGUUAUGUAGUUUGGAGACUGGUUUUGCAAAGCCGUUCGAUUUCUUCUCCCACUGUUAUUUGUUAUUUAUUGUUGAGUGUUGCUGUUAAUAUAUUUUCAGCAUUUCAAACAGUGGCAAGAUUCUCAAGAUUCUUGCUUUAGAUUCAGCAGAAACCUUGAUUCUCACCACUGUGGCCUUUACUCAGUGUUUGCUAUUUUGUCUACAGUUUUCCAAACUGUAUUAUUUGAUUUGAUCCACAGUCAUGCUGCACUUCAUCUCAUUAUUAAUAUAUAUUUUUUUCCUUGGCACUGAAUUGCUGCUUUCUUUUAUUCUACUAUUCUAUGUUUUUAUUCACAAAUCUCAAAGAGCUCUGUUCAGAUGAUUCAGCAUUAAUUCCCUUUACAAAUCCCCUUUACAAAUACAAGCUGAGACACAGAGAAGCAUUAUCUGAAACAUAUUCUAAAUAUUGCUGCAGUGAUUAUUUUUUCUGGCUUGUCACUUCAAACUGAUUUUCAUUACAUUCUCCUCUUGUUCCCUCUUAUGCAACCAUUUCUUUGCCAAUAUAGAUUAAUGGAAAGAAAACUCACCAAAAAUCUCUGAUGUUCCAAAUCAUUCUGUUCCUGAAAGCAUUUCCUCAGCACCCUUCUCUGCUGUGUUGCAAACCUUUAUCAGACAUUGGCAGAUGCAGUAUCAUGAGCACUGCAUGUUCAGGAUCGUGUCACUAUGCCCUGGUGUUCCUGAUGUUUUUGACCUGACACAUACCAUAUUACAUUUCAGUGAUAUAUUUUUGAAUUUGUGACUAUAAUUUUAUUCUCUGUGUGGGAAGCAUCCAGCACACUAGAACCUGAAUCUCUCCUAAGCACCUGCAAAGACCUUUGCAAUACAAAUAAAAUAUGAUUCGUCUAAGCACCACUGAGUCUUUGAGCUCUGUUAGACUAAAAAGUUUCUUGGACUCCUCUUCUACUUCUCAAACAGGGCAAUUUUGUGCUGAUCUGCCUUUUGCAGUCUUACUAUUCAGUCACUCUCUGUCCUUAGUACUGCAAAUAAAUGUUUUGGCAUACUGAUGUGUAUUUUUGCCAUCUCUACCAUGCACUUUGGAGGACAGGCACUCUUUCCCCCACCCUGCCCCGGCCAAAAAAAAAAAACAACCAAACAAACAUCAAUAUCCAAAAACUACUGGAGUAGUUAAGAGCUGAAGUCCCACAUGACCCCUGUAUUCUCAGAUGUAUUGUAAUUGAAAUGAGCAGUCUUGAGAACACCUCACUACGUUUUUGAACUCUUGAUUGCAGAACCAAGCCAGCUGUGCACUUUAUACAGUAUUCUACUUAAUAGUUAUCUGAAAUAAUUCUGUCGUCAAUUACAUUUAUUUCUUCUUUUUUCGUAGAUAUUUGUUAUUUUAUCUGUUUUGAACUGGAAAUACUGUCCAUUAGCACAUAUAUCUCUCAGGACUGCUUUUAAGCUGCUCUCAAUUCUUGUUUGUAGUUUCUGGUGGUUUGGAUUUUUUCUACAUAUUUCCAGACAGUUUUGCUCCAACUACUUCUCAUUUUUGGUUCAUUUGAAAUGUUACAAGAAUGAGUGAGUUGCAUAGAGCCAUAAUUCUCUUGACAGAAGCUAUAUCUUUUUUCAUAUCAGUAAUCUAAGGAGAUCACUUGUACCUAACUUUUGUUUACUGAUGGUUAGUCUUUACCGAGCAGAGCAAACUCUCACGUGGAACUACUGUACAACAGGUGAAUUACUUCUUAUCUGUAAUCGGUGGAAGUAUUGGAAGUUUUGUUGUUGGUAUUAGAUGAUUUCCAGCUUAUUUCUGGCAAAUGGAAACCCCUUGUGAUAUCACGCUACAGUUAUUUGGGAUCAGUGUUACUUGGCCUAUUCCCUUCUCUAAUGGAUCCUCUAAUGGACUGUGAACACUAUGAUGUCUUAUAAGUUAGGGAAGGCUCAAAACCAUGUGCCUCUGAAUGGACAGCAACUUUAAAGUAGGCAGUGGCAUCUUUGAAAUGGAGGAUGGACCCCCACUCUCUUUUUCUCAUUCCUAAGAAAGUGACACUAAGAAUUGUAACAUUCAUGCAUUCAUCAUCCACUGAUGAUGCAAAAAUACAGUCAUACCCACUCUUUUCUCAUACAUUAACUCAUCCUAAACAGCUUCUCUCCCAGACCGACAUCAGGCUUCGUAUUAUGUUACAAUAGCUAAUAUCUAAAAAGUAUGAUGAUGUUUUAAUGUAAAUAAUUAAUAGGAAUUACAGAAUAAAGGACUGAAUAGGUAUUGAGCUCAGGGAUCAAGUUGUUUUGUCCAGCAGAUGGUCCACAUAUCUGGUGGUAGUUUUUAAUGUUUUAGACAUCUACUGGUCUGUCUUUGUUGUUUGACAUACCUACCUUAAAUCUUCGUAUGGCGCUCAAGUCAUAGACCAGAAGGCAAGCUUUUGAUUCGUAUCAUUUGUUUUCACAUAAAGAAGUACGAUAGUGGGAAUUUGCCUUUGAUUCUCAUCUAAUAGUUCUGCUUGCUCUGGUCUUUGUUGAAACUGCUGUGUUUCAGAAGGCCGCCUUUGUUGUGUAGCUCACUCUCUGUCUAAACAGUAUUGUGGCAACUUGUCUCACCCUGUCAAGCCUCGUUCUCCAGUGAUCUCUGAUUCAGCCAGAGCUUUCUACCAUUGCAUAAGCUAGAGGGCUUCAUGAUUUCCAGCUGCUUUGAAUUGUUUUGGUGUCCUGACUCAGGUGCCAGAACAGGUGAGUUAUUAAGCAACUGUAACCUCACCUACCAUACAGAGUGAGAACAUGCUAUUCAUCUUCCAUAGCAGCCUGCCUGCUAUCUUCUAGGCCACCUUCUGACACAGUUUACUUAAUGGAAAGUCCUCCUUUGAAGUCUUUCUCCAAGGUUUUCUUUCAGCUUUUUUUCCUAACAAAGUUAAUUCUGGAUCCAAUGAUGUUAGCUGUUUCCUAAAUGAAUUCCCAGAUGAACUGAAAGUGAGUCCUUUACCACAGGGGCCAAAUGCACUCUUCUUCCAUGACUGGCAAGAUUCCAGUUGCUUUCAUAGAAGAACUUCUAAAAAGGCCUAAUUUUCAGGUUCCCAACCUACUUCAGGUUCACUCACUUCCAUGACCCACAUUUGUUGGUCACUUCUUCAUCUAGAACUUCUUUUGAAAAUCUUCAAGUGUUCCAUUCUGGGAAUGCUAUUGCUUACUUGAUACUGGGGUCUUUAGAGAUUACAUUUAAAAUUGGAGGAAAAAAAGUAUAAAAAAGUCAAAACAGCAAUGAAAUGAUAUAUGGAAAUCCUUAUUCUGUCUCUGGCGUACUUUUCCCUUUCUGUAGCCCUGCUUGGGCCGCUGAGGGGUAGCUGUACUCCCACCUGUUGCACAGUUAUAGUAAGCAUUGAAAUUGUUCUUCCUUUCAUGGAUAAUAGGUGGCAUGCAAGCUUGUUCUCCGGUUCUCUUUGUGCUUUAUUCAUCUGUGCAAUUUCAUUCUGCAGAAUGAGCUGCUUUUCGUUUACCUCAUAGCCACACACUGUAAUGCCAGUUUGUGUACCUGUGUUUUGACAGCGAUCUGCAUUCAAAUCACCCUUUUUUUUGUUUGGUUUGUUUUUUUGGUUUUUUUUUUCUUCGUAGCAGGAAUUUUCUGUAAAGCAUUCACAGGAAGCUGGUAAAUGCUCAUUAGCAGUUGUUAUUGCUCAGACCUUCUCAGAACAUCUUUAAACUCAUCCCUGUUAUUUAAGGCAUUAUUUAAAUAGUUGCUGCAAGUUAGACUCGUUAGUCUUUAAAUAGGAACUUACACUGUUCUUUUGGCCUGCUCUCUAGAAGUGCUCAGCGCUCAGAUUUUGAGGAAGUCAAUAUGGAGUUUGUCGGUGAUAAGACACUUUGAAAAUCAGGCUAUAUGAUUGCAUGAACCUCUUUUUUCCUUAGGCUUCAAGUAUGUGUAAAAGGUAAACUUUAAGAAACAAAAACCUCAAACACUUGAACGUGUAAGAGCUAGUGACAGACACUGUGUCAGGCUAUGUCAGGAACGCAGGUCUAGAGCAAGGGCCUGCUGGUCUCGUUCUCAUGCCAGCUGUCAGAAUCCACCUCCCAAGGCAAGUGAAAAAGUGCCUCUGCCCAUGUGUUUAUUCAAUUGCACGCAGGGAGAAAAAGAGUACUGCUUACACAGCUGGGCCUUUCUCUAUCAAGCACCUUAGAAAUACAAACCAGCACCUUGAUGGCCCCCUUGCACCCCCCCGCCCCGGACUGGGUCAGUGUAACUGUGUGGUGUGAUCAGUCUAUUGCUCCAUUCUGAACAGAAAAAAAAUGUAUUUUGCACAAGAGCAGACUGCCGGGUCUUUUCCGGGAGAUGAGAGUCAGAUCUGUUGUCUAGAGGCAAUCCUUUACGUGCUCGGAUUUCCGUUUUGCAAGAACGCUUCUUCAAAGGACAGUAUUAAAAGAGAAGUUUUCAAGAUAAUAAGCUUUCCUGAUCACUGAGCUUUGUGGAAUGUAUACAGGCUUCUUGCUUCACAGCAUGUGUUGAAAUAGAUGGAGAAAGAGGUCUCAGAGGUAGCAUUAUCCAAAGCAUUGCUACGAAUAAUUCUUGCUGUAUGGGCAUUCUUUCUGUACUAAUAAGUGAUAGGGAAUGGCUGACCGGUGGCCUAGCUCCUUUGCACUGUGGAGUCAUAUGAGGCUUUGCACAGGAGCCUGCUGGUCACAUUUAAUAUAACUAGGCAGAUAAUAGUCAUAGGCAGAUUCAAGUCAAAAACAAGCACAUAGGGCAGUAAAAUGUUUAACUGUCCCAGUCAGGUCUGAGCUUCUUGACAGCAGACACUUGCCUUUCUCAGAGCCCUAACACAUCCCAGUAACAGGCUCAGCAAUGUCUGGAUUUUCCUUAGCACAGGACAAUCAGUGACAAAAUGACCCCUUGUAUCUGUUCCUUGAUACAGGGCUUGUUGGUUAGCACCUGGUCACGACAGCUGAUUUGUGGCAACACCACGUUGAUACCUAAAGAAUGAUUUUUGGCACUUGGCGUUGUUGUGAUGUCCUGCACCAUUGCACUGAACUGACCCUAAGUUAAGGAGAGAUGUAUCAAGCCUGGCUUGUAGGCAUUUUCCAAGAGUUUGGAGCACGCAAUACUUCUGUUGCAUAAUGGUGAUGUAUUCUUUCACAUCAUUAAGUCCUUGACUUUUCUGGAGGACUACUGUAUAAAUAAUAUUCAUCACUUUGUUUUCUAGUAGAUCUUAUUCAUAUAAAUAUGAAGCAUUCAAUUCUGAUUUUUUCUCUUCACUGUUACUGUAGCCACGCUUCCAUCAGUGAUCUACACUAGUUUUCAAGACCUUUUCUUUAAUUUUGAAUUUUCAUAGAACAUCUCUGUUGCUUUAAUGUGCUGACCAAAUUUCAUGCUUUUGGGUAUUUUCUGAGAGUGACGAGUGCUUGUUUUUUAGAGAUUUUUUUUUCUAUUUUUACUCUUUUCUUGCCAGCCACUGAGUUUGAAAGUGCAGUGACUCCUUUUUGUGCUAUUCACAGUUUAUUCUUUCUUCCUGGAGAUUUUUUUUCUGAAGGGACCAACACAUAGCACAAUUUGACUUAAAUUUCUAAUCCCAUGCAUUCCUCAGGCAGAAAGUUUUUGUGUCUAACUAAGCAUCUGAUUCUAACAAUCAUGCACUGAUAAAAACUGUCAGACUUAUAACAGUUACAUUUUAGGUCAAUAGCAUAAUAAUUGCAGGAAAAAAUAUUUACAUAAAUUUGAAAUAUUCCAAUUUAAUGCCUUCAACUUACAUUAAGUUGAACUAUUUUUAGAUAUAACGUAAGAUACAAACUCAGUGGAAUUUCAGAACAAAAGCAUUUCAGCUUCUGUAUUCAGGUUCAGUGAGCAGAUAACACUAUAAUUUUGAAUACGUACAGUCUUUCAGGGCCAUUGUUUCACAAAUAACUGAAUAAUGGCUUGAACUGCAACUCUACUAAAAUUCAGCUAGCAGUUGCCCCUAAAGUGCCUCUUUAAAUUGUACCUCAUACAACCAUAUAAAAUACAUUGAUUCACCCUAUAAAUUUCCAAAACUCAGGAGCAGCCAGUAUGCACAGAUCUCACAAGAUUCUCAACACUCCUUCCUUGCUCUGCACUGUGCAGUGUUUUAGGGCAAUCACAUAUCAAGCAAACCUGCCUUUAUUUCACUGAUCAUUUACUGUCGAGCACAGGCAUCAUAAAUUCUCCGUGCUGAAAAUGGAGUAGGAAAUGUUAAGAAUGUUAGAUUUAAAAGCAACUGCAUUAAAGGACAGUUGCUAACCUAAUCUUCUGACAUCCUUCAGUACAGGGGUCUCUGCAGAAUAGGCAAGGAAUUUCACAUAAAAAUAGUUGAGUAAAGGGCAUCUUGGAUGUAAGUAGUGCUAUUUUUUAAAAAACAAACCUUGACUCUUCUCUUUGAAGCAGUUGCUUGAAACAAAUUUUCUGGUACUGGAAGUGUAAAGCUGAUUAGUGCUUCUGGGGAUCUCAUAUCUGCAUGACAUGACAAUCCAGCCAUUUAAAUUUGGGAAUGUUUGGCCUGAAAUCUCUUGUUCCUUUGGAGUUUUUGAGGUGAUGGCUGAGCCUAAGAAAUUUUCAUGUCCAUUUACCAUUCUGUUACUCAAACAGGGGAAGAAGACUCUUUAGGGACAGCAAUGUCUGUCAUUAUGAAAAAAGCAGGUACUAGUACUGGACAAAUGGUUUCUCAUCCUCCUUAAAUAGUUUCCUUUCUUUCAGCAGUCCAAGACAGAGUGAAAAAUCCAAUUCUAAAAGCAGGGAUUCAAAGGCAGGCCUGAUCAGUAGUCAUAUACUAAGAGUUUUCUACUAAAAUGAAGUUGCCUAUUUGGUCCUUUUUGUGUAACUUUUGCUAAAUGCUUUCCAAGUUUUUAGGAAAGUUGUCUUUUGCCAGUACUAAUGACUUCUUUAUAAAGAUGUUUAACCAAAAUUUUAUAUCUUCCCAUAAAUUUUGGCUGAAUAGACCCCUUAAAUAGUUUAUGUAUCAUGCAACCUCUGUCUGGGUAACUAGUAAAUAUUGGAUCAUUGUGCAAAUUAUGGUAUGGCUUUUGUUCAGUAAAGAUAUAUGAAGGAAUCACUUACUGAAGAAGCUGAAUGCAGAAAAGAUUUAAGGGGCAGAUCUUCAGCUUGGGUAAACUGGCAAAGUUUCAUGGAAGCUAAUUUGUCAGCUGUGGAUCUCGUCCUUCAAUGUUGAAGGCAUUUGCUAUACAUAAUUUUUCUGUCUUAGUGUAAAGCAAUUUCAUAUGGUUAAACUGUAUUUUCCUAUAUUGUUCUUCAAAUUCCUGUGCACCACAGUGCUCAUCUCAUCUCCUGUAAAAUAAACUGUACAGAGACA
Molecule: messenger RNA, 10015 nt
Organism: Dromaius novaehollandiae (emu)
Lineage: Eukaryota; Metazoa; Chordata; Aves; Casuariiformes; Dromaiidae
Gene: GAS7
Product: growth arrest specific 7
Exons: 14
Coding region: 124-1548 (474 amino acids)
Biological process (GO): actin filament polymerization; neuron projection morphogenesis
Cellular component (GO): actin filament; cytoplasm; plasma membrane
Molecular function (GO): actin filament binding
Source: RefSeq, a predicted model, not a curated record